This is a messenger RNA of Mesorhabditis belari, 516 nucleotides long. The record is from the annotation of a GenBank genome assembly. Lineage: Eukaryota; Metazoa; Nematoda; Chromadorea; Rhabditida; Rhabditidae.
AUGGCUGAGAAGAAGGCAAAGAAGAAGUCCUCGAAGAAGGCGAGAUCGGGAUCUCAGGGAGCCAGCUUUGAUCAGAAGACCAUUCAAGAGUUCAAAGAGGCUUUCGGUAUCAUGGAUCAGAACAAAGAUGGCAUCAUUGACAAGAGCGAUCUCAAGGAUUUGUAUGCCUCUUUGGGACAAGUUGCCCCCGAUUCACAAUUGGAUGCGAUGUUGAAGGAAGCCCCUGGACCCCUCAACUUCACCACUUUCCUCACACUUUUCGGUGAAAGACUUACUGGAACUGAUCCAGAGGCCACUAUUAUUGGAGCAUUCCAGAUGUUCGACAAGAAGGAUUGCGGAAAACUGAAAGAGGAUGAGCUGUUGAAGAUCUUGCAAAACAAGCGAGGAGAGCCUUUGGAUGAUGAUGAGAUUCAAGCAAUGUACAAGGGAAAGCCACCAAUUGAGAAUGGAGAGUGCGACUACAAGGCUUUUGCUCGAUUGAUCACCACCGGAGCUCAAGACGAGCUGUCCAAGGCU